AUGUCUAUUCAUUUGGACCAUUCAAAGGGUCGCUCAAGAGUCCUCCCGAGGUCAAGGCUAGGAUGCAGAACUUGCAAAAUUCGACGAGUCAAGUGCGGAGAGGAAAAGCCCAGCUGUAUUCGGUGUACCAGUACAGGUCGCAAAUGUGACUUUGAAGACACACAGCCCUCUUCUACAUUGUCGGUCAUCGCCAACCCCUCAUCAUUAUCACCAAACACCAAUAUGGUGUGGCGAGAGCGCCGUGCAUUUGCCUAUUAUUUUGAAUAUGCUGCCUCCUCCAUUGGUGGGGGACUGGACGUUGAUUUUUGGCGCACUGUCGUCCCGCAGGUUUGCCGCUAUGAACCUGCUGUAUGGGAUGCCAUCAUCACCAUCAGUGCGCUAUUUGAGUCUCCCAAACAAUGCCCGGAUCUCGUGCCACAUCGCCGCGAUAAUACUGCCACUCUCACUCAAAACCGUCAAGACGCCUUGGGUUGGUACUCGCGCUCGGUAUCUGCUGUUCGUCAGCGCAUUGAGCAGGGUAACGUAGACGUCUUUAUCGGACUGAUAAGUUGUGUGCUUUUCAUCUGCAUUGAGGCCAUCCAGGGAAAUGCAGACGGGGCAUUGCAACUUUAUCGUCAAGGUGUGCAGCUGAUUAUUACUUUACGUCCCCAAAUAGUAUCUGGGGCUGCGAGUAAAGCUUCCUUGUUGGAAGAUACAAUUAUCCCGAUCUUCAUCCGCCUAGGAACAUUUGCUCUUGCAGGUGGUGGGGCUCCAGUAACUGCUUUACUACGAGACACUGAACAUGCCUUGAUACCACAGUUUGACUCACUCAAGUCUGCUCGGGAGGCGAUCGUGCUCUUAGCUAUAGAGGUCCCGCUCUUUGAAAGCACUUGCACCAAGCACUUGGUGGAGGCCAAUGCCUCCCAGGUGCCUGAGGAAUUCAAUACUAGACUGUUCAGUCUGGCAGCCAGACUGAGGAACUGGCAUACUGCCUUUGAUAAGUUGAUGACAGUUCUUCGAGCCAAAGACAUUUCAUCACAGCAGCACAUUGGUACCGCUGCCCUUUUGCUGAGCUACUACGAUAUGCUAUAUAUCAUGCUCGAGACCUGUACAUCCUUGUCAUUGAUGCAAUUCGACGCUUAUCUACCAAACUUCCAAAAUAUCGUUGAACAAUGUGCCAAUGCACGCGAAGCCUCGGUGCGACCAGACGGCAGCCAGCCUCCAUUUACAUUUGAAGUCAACGUUGGUCUUCCACUUUGGUUUACCAGUCUCCGAUGCCGUGAACCACGUACCCGACGCGCGGCACUGGAUCUACUCCGCCAAGCGCCCUCGGUGCAAGGAUUUUAUGAGUGCUCAAUCUGGGCAACCGUGGGGCGAACGAUCAUGGUGCUAGAAGAAUCACGUGCAAUGGCAAAGAACGCAGCUCAUUAUACGCCCGGUCUUGGUGCACUGGAGCCAACAAGUGGACCAAGUCCUGGUUCCGAACUUGCCCCAAUAUCAUAUUUUGCUGAUACGGAUAUGAGACCUAGAAUACCAACAACGCUGCUUAUCCCAGAGGAGGUGCGCAUUGGACCCAUCACUGCUUUUCGGCCAAUGGACGGUUUUCCUCCUGGGACCACAGAGGCAGAUAUCGCGAAGUGGAACCGGGGCCCUGAUCAAUUAUUUCUGCGCUUCUCCCGGCAUGAGCGCGGUCUGACUGGCGAUUCUUGUCGGAUGGUGUACGAAUACACUCCCCUUGACUUUUCCCCUUGA
Molecule: messenger RNA, 1731 nt
Organism: Penicillium robsamsonii
Lineage: Eukaryota; Fungi; Ascomycota; Eurotiomycetes; Eurotiales; Aspergillaceae
Exons: 2
Coding region: 1-1731 (576 amino acids)
Biological process (GO): regulation of DNA-templated transcription
Molecular function (GO): DNA-binding transcription factor activity, RNA polymerase II-specific; zinc ion binding
Source: RefSeq, a predicted model, not a curated record